UCUCCAUUCUCCAUUCACACGGUCUCGCGCCGCCGCACCUCGAUAGCUGGCACUGCCGCUCCGUUGCAUCCAUGGCGGCCGAUGGGGAGGAGGCCCCCAAUCCCGCCCCACCUCCGCCCCCGCUCUCGCUUCCACUUCUGUCCUACCCUGAGAUGAUCCUGGAGGCGAUCGACGCGCUGGACGACGAGAACGGCUCCAACAAGAUGGCGAUCGCGGGCUACAUCAGGGGCAAGUACGGCGCCAGCCUCCCUCCCGCGCACACCACCCUCCUCGCGGCGCACCUCUUCCGCAUGAAGACCACCGGCGAGCUCGCCUUCGCUAGGAACAACUACUUCCUCCCUGACGACGACGAGCAGGAACCCAGCGCGUCUGCCCCCGCCGAUCCCGCAUCUCUGCCGCACCUCCGCUUGUCCCCCGAGCCCAAGGACCCCGUCGCCGAGGCUACCGAUGGCGCGCCGUCUGCAGCUUUCGUCUUCGCUGCUGAUGCCGAUGGCGUCCCUGCUCCAGCUACCGUCGUCGUCGUUGAUACCAGUACCGUGCCUGUCAAGCGAGGACGGCCUCCCAAGCCCAAGGACCCUGCCGCCGAGGCAACCAGUGGUGCGCCUGCUGCAGCUCCUGUCGUCACCGCUGAUGGCAGUGCCGUGCCUGUCAAGCGAGGGCGCGGACGACCCCCCAAGCCCAAGGACCCUGUCGCUGAGGCCAAUGCCCAGGCCAGCAGUGGCAUGCCCCGCCCGCGUGGCCGCCCGCCCAAGAAGGCCAAGGUCGCGCAAGAAGCUCCCGUUGGCGCGCCCGCUCCAGCUUCUAUCCGCGCAGCUGAUGCCAACGCUGUGCCUAUCAAGCGCGGGCGUGGACGACCCCCCAAGCCCAAGGACCCCGUCGCUGAGGCCAAUGCCCAGGCCAGCAGUGGCAUGCCCCGCCCGCGUGGCCGCCCGCCCAAGAAGGCCAAGGUCGCGCAGGAAGCUCCCGUUGGUGCGCCCGCUCCAGCUUCUAUCCGCGCAGCUGAUGCCAACGCUGUGCCUAUCAAGCGCGGGCGUGGACGCCCCCCCAAGGUGAGGCCUCCGGUGGUCGCUGAGUCGGGCAAUGCUUAAGCAUCAUCCGUUCUUGAAUCCUGCUGUGAUUGCGAUGGCGGUAAGGUUUUGGGUUAACUGUGCUCUUCAAAUCGUGGUUGGUACUACUUGUGGGUUAACUGUACUCUUCAAAUUGUGGUUGGUACUAAUUGUUCGCGACUAGUUGCUUAGCAUGUGUUGAAGUAAGGUGAGAGCUAGUAUGGAUGGGAGUGCGCGUACAAUGGAUGAUGGAUGAAGUGUCUUUGUUGACUGUUCUGCUGGGAGAAACCGAGUUAAUAUUACUGUGCCCCCUUAUUACUUGAUUGCUGAUUAUGAUGA
Phragmites australis (common reed) is the source of this 1385-nucleotide messenger RNA. RefSeq names its product HMG-Y-related protein A-like. The transcript is spliced from 2 exons. The coding region runs from base 72 to 1088 and encodes 338 amino acids. Gene Ontology annotation, biological process: nucleosome assembly; negative regulation of DNA recombination; chromosome condensation. Gene Ontology annotation, molecular function: double-stranded DNA binding; nucleosomal DNA binding. Gene Ontology annotation, cellular component: nucleosome; nucleus; nucleolus. Lineage: Eukaryota; Viridiplantae; Streptophyta; Magnoliopsida; Poales; Poaceae. The record is from RefSeq and is a predicted model, not a curated record.